UAGAGUUUUUAGUUUGUUUAAUUUAGUGUCAUCAUGAUACGCCUGCACUUCCUUUUCUGGUAAUGAACAUUGUCCAUUAUGAAGCCAUGUUCCCAGCCCAAGUUGUCUUAAUACAUGUAGUGUAUUGAUUUUUCUUUUGUUUGUUAAUCAGUGGAAAGUAAAUCUACCAUUGAUAUCAGCAGGGACCAACUGGUUCUUCAAUUGUGUCAACUUCAAGCACUAGCACUGCUGAAAGCACCCCAUCCACUCCCAAUGUAGGUGAGGAACUGAGAGUUGCUUCUUAGCUUUGGAACUUCUCCUAUAAUGAGCUCAAGUCACCGGGGAUUGGUUGUGUGACUUGUGUCUUCAAAGGUUGGAUCAAUGAGAGUGGAACUGCUCCAGUGAAACCUGGCACAGGGUUGUCUGUUUCUGUCAAAACCCUCAACCAUGAUGGACUACAGGGUCAUAAAGAAAGGCUUGUAAGAGGAUUACAAUGCCAAGCUUUCUGAUUUUGGACUAGCCAAAGGUGGUCCAGACUGAGAUAAGAGUCAUGUAUCAACCCGAGUGAUGGGAACCUAUGGUCAUGCUGCCCCUGAGGCAUCUGACGUCUAAAGUGAUAUCUAUAGCUUUGGGUUGGUUCUUCUUGAGAUGUUGACAGGCCGAAUACGGAAUAUCCAUGGACAAAAACCGACCAAAUGGGAAGCAUAACCUAGUGGAAUGGGCUCGGCUGUAUCUUGGGGAGAAACGAAGGUUUUUAUGGAUCCUCGCCUUCAAGGACGCUUCUCAAUCAAAGGGGCACUGAAAGCAAUUCAAUUGGCGGUAGAGUGCAAGGUGGUUUCCCAUCAAGGAAUAUCGACCGAACGGGAGCAUCUCCACGCCAAAUGGGCCUCUUAUUUCUCCAUAUCACCAUAAUAUCUUGAUCGGUCACCCAAACCUGGUGUUGGACAAUCUUCAGGUUAGGCCCAUGCCUAUCUCCGUGCUUUGUUUCUAUUAUUUCUUGUGUUUCUGCAGGAAGUGCGUUAGCGAGCCUUGGAAUGUAAUGCUGAUAAGCCUGAUAUGUUCCUUCCUGAGUAGAAGUUCAUUAAUGGGCUCCGCACUGGUGAGAAACAUAAGGGCUCUUUUGUAGCUUAUGAUAUGUUUAAAUUUCAAAAUAGUUGGUGCACUUUCUUUAGUGCUCACCUCACAUCUUCUAUGCUGUCAGUAUCGAGGUUGAUGCAAAUUAGGGACUACAGUUUUUGUGAUGCCAAUCAGGAUUGACUUAAACAAGGAAAAAAAAAAAAAACGGAAUGUUGCAUUUUUUGAACUCUAUGCCUAUUUCAUUACAGCCAAUUUCUUCAGCUUAGUGUUGAACCUAGUUUCGGUGCAUUCAUAUGUUUCUGUAAAAAUUUGUAAUCGCGGUGCCAUUAUUCUUA
Messenger RNA from Rubroshorea leprosula, 1391 nucleotides. Lineage: Eukaryota; Viridiplantae; Streptophyta; Magnoliopsida; Malvales; Dipterocarpaceae. The record is from the annotation of a GenBank genome assembly.